AUGCAGGAUGCCAUGGAUAUUCGAAAGUGGCUAGACGAGAUAGUCCGACCGGAAACACAGCGCGAGCCGGUUAGACAUCAACGGCCUGUAGAGUCCACUAAACGGAAACGUCGAUGCAAAUCAGAUAGCUCAAUCCUAGAUCCCCGUCCGCCUGCAUCUCCUCCGCACGAGUCAGUGGAUGAUAGUGCAGGCGAGGCCUUCCGGGCGAUGUGCAGUGAUAGCUCUAGCAGCAGCCGGUAUGCGCGCAAACCUCGAAGAAAAACGCGCCCUGAGCGAUAUGAACCAGCCCCCUAUGCACGUCGCGACCCCAAGGACGAAUCAAAGACGACGAGGCGCAAGCCUCGACGUAAGAAGGGCAAGAAGCUACCUGCUGUCAUCCGGACCCUCGAGGCCAAAAAUGUGCCCAGAGAUCGGCUGACUUUGAAGCCGCGAGAGCAGCUAGGAAUCUUCAACAAGGGACGGACGUCUACCGCUUUCAAGGGUCGCGGAUGUGAGUGGCCCGUCUUCGCUCCUGUGGCAUGGCUGAUAUGGUAUCUUGGAACCCUUUCCCACAUUCUCCGGCUGACAUGUCGCAGUGCCCGAUCUAGUCUUCUCCGAGAUGAAGUUCUUACAGAAACAAAGGGACGAACCAGAGGUCGUAGUACGUCCUAA
This is a messenger RNA of Alternaria arborescens, 651 nucleotides long. RefSeq lists its product as hypothetical. Lineage: Eukaryota; Fungi; Ascomycota; Dothideomycetes; Pleosporales; Pleosporaceae. The coding region runs from base 1 to 651 and encodes 216 amino acids. The transcript has 2 exons. The record is from RefSeq and is a predicted model, not a curated record.